AUGGAGCCUCCAAGGCAGCCAACUGCACGACGUUAUCCUUCAAUCGCUGCUGUAUCCGUUCACCCGGGCAUCAUUCUCACGGAACUUUACAGUCCUUCGAGCGAGCGCUCUACGAUCGCUGCCCUGGGUUCGAAGAUUGUAAGCCUUUUUGGAACCCCAGUCCCUGCAGGAGCUUAUAACCAGCUAUGGGCCGCCGCGGGUGCGAAGAAGCAUCAUCUUGUCAAUGGAGCGUAUUAUGUCCCAGUGGGAAACUUCAAGGCCCACAAUAAAUACGCCCAAAGCGAAGAGCAAGGGCGAUGUCUGUGGGACUGGACCGAGGCUGAGCUACGCAAGUUUGGAGCUUUUACUUGA
This is a messenger RNA of Aspergillus thermomutatus, 351 nucleotides long. RefSeq lists its product as uncharacterized. The record is from RefSeq and is a predicted model, not a curated record. The coding region runs from base 1 to 351 and encodes 116 amino acids. The transcript has a single exon. NCBI's taxonomy places the organism in Eukaryota, Fungi, Ascomycota, Eurotiomycetes, Eurotiales, Aspergillaceae.